GGUUUUGUUUCCCAUAGAUCCGCUCGUUCUUUUUCGUGUUCUCGCAGCGUGGUCGGAGAAUCGCUGAUCAUGCAGAUCUUCGUGAAAACUCUUACGGGGAAGACCAUCACCCUCGAGGUCGAGGCGUCGGAUACGAUCGAAAAUGUAAAGGCGAAAAUUCAGGAUAAGGAAGGAAUUCCACCGGAUCAGCAGAGGCUGAUCUUUGCCGGUAAGCAAUUGGAGGAUGGCAGGACUUUGUCAGAUUACAACAUCCAGAAAGAAUCCACUUUACACUUGGUGCUGCGCUUGCGAGGCGGUGCUAAGAAACGCAAGAAGAAGAACUACUCUACCCCCAAGAAAAUCAAGCACAAGAAAAAGAAGGUUAAGCUUGCUGUGCUCAAAUAUUAUAAGGUAGAUGAAAAUGGAAAAAUCCACCGUUUGAGACGAGAAUGCCCCAUGGAGCAGUGUGGCGCCGGUGUAUUCAUGGCGGCAAUGGAAGACCGUCAUUAUUGCGGCAAAUGCGGAUACACGCUUGUAUUCAAUAAACCAGAGGACAAAUAAAUUCCCGGGAUAUAUUUCCACGUA
Molecule: messenger RNA, 564 nt
Organism: Temnothorax curvispinosus
Lineage: Eukaryota; Metazoa; Arthropoda; Insecta; Hymenoptera; Formicidae
Gene: RpS27A
Product: ubiquitin-40S ribosomal protein S27a
Exons: 4
Coding region: 70-540 (156 amino acids)
Biological process (GO): modification-dependent protein catabolic process; protein ubiquitination; translation
Cellular component (GO): nucleus; cytoplasm; ribosome
Molecular function (GO): ubiquitin protein ligase binding; structural constituent of ribosome; protein tag activity
Source: RefSeq, a predicted model, not a curated record